AACACCUCCAUUUCUCAUAUCAUUAUCUUUCCCCCCACUCCUUGUCCCUGUAAUUAACUAUUUGGCUCUCAUUUCACGAAUCUCUCUCUCCCCGUUUCCCUUCCUCCGCUGCCAAGUUCUGCUCUUUCUGCAGUCUUCACUGACACAGAGGGAGAGAAAGAGUAAGUAGCAGGUCUCUGUACAGUAGCAGAGGAAGGAAAAUCAUAACUUGGUAUCGUUUCACUUCAGCCCAUUUUUCUUUUAAGUUUCAUCUAUAAGAACAACAACUAACCCUCUGUUCUUUGAGAAGAAGAAGAGGGGAGCAUUGAUUUAUGAUCUCCCCCUCUUCCUUUCCCCUCUCCUCAAUACAUGAAGUCUCUCCCAUCCCACUCUUCUUCCAAUGGAUGCUGCUUCCAGUUCCCACAAACCCCUGAUUGCAUCCACCGACGAUGAACCACCACAACCACAGCAACAAACAGAAAACAGUGGCGGCGACCAUUCUCUCCGCGAGGAGGAAGAUGAAGAAGAAGAAACAGAGCAGGAGAAGAGCUGCAGCAGUGACUCUGGCGAUGAGAUUUUGAAGGCGGGUAGGAGGAGGGGAACUUCAUCUUCGUCAUCGGAGGAUGUAGAUCUGGAGCUUGGACUUGAGAUUGAUGAUGAGGGGAAGCAGCUGCAUUUGGGUGAUAAUGUGGAGGAGAGGGAUUGCCGGAUUUGUCAUCUGGGUUUGGAUGCAGGGGAAGAGGACUCUGGCUUCCCGAUUGACCUGGGUUGCUCUUGUAAAGACGAUUUGGCUGCUGUACACAAGCAUUGUGCUGAGGCUUGGUUCAAGAUCAAGGGUAACAAAACCUGCGAGAUAUGUGGAUCGGUAGCACGGAACGUGGCCGGAGCGACGGAGGAGGAUACGAUGGUGGAGCAAUGGAAUGAGGGCAUUGAUGCGGCAGCGGUAGCGGCAUCAGCAGUAGCAGCAGCAGGGCAGCCGGCAGCAGACGCAGGUAGACAUUUCUGGCAGGGGCAUCGGUUCCUCAACAUCCUCCUGGCUUGUAUGGUGUUUGCGUUUGUGAUUUCUUGGCUCUUCCACUUCAAUGUCCCUUCAUAGUUGGAUAAAUGUAACCUAUAUAAAUCAUAUCCCCCUCCUCAAAGAAGGAAAAGGGUUGACAAUACCUUAAUGAAUCAAGGCUCUCAUAAGUUGUAUAAAGAUUUGUAUAUUCAUCCGUAGUUCUAUGAGCUACAUUAAACUUUGCGUGCUUGGUAGGGAUGGCAAUAGGUAGGCCGGGUGCGGAUUUACCCUAUACCAACUCCUAACCCGUCGAGUAGAGCCUCCUAAAAUACCCGACCAAAUAACCAUCGGGUAUGAAAAUGAUAUGAACAAUACCCUACCCACCGGGUAACCACGGGUAUUCGGGUAACCAUGAGUACAAAAUCCUAAAAUAUGAACUUAUACACAUAUAUGCACAUACUGACAUACAUAUUGUUGUCCAUUAAAAAUUCUCAAUACUU
Linum trigynum is the source of this 1476-nucleotide messenger RNA. The record is from the annotation of a GenBank genome assembly. Lineage: Eukaryota; Viridiplantae; Streptophyta; Magnoliopsida; Malpighiales; Linaceae.